Messenger RNA from Daphnia pulicaria, 1902 nucleotides. RefSeq names its product T-complex protein 1 subunit eta-like (gene CCT7). Gene Ontology annotation, cellular component: chaperonin-containing T-complex. The transcript has 9 exons. Gene Ontology annotation, biological process: protein folding. The coding region runs from base 129 to 1739 and encodes 536 amino acids. The record is from RefSeq and is a predicted model, not a curated record. Gene Ontology annotation, molecular function: ATP-dependent protein folding chaperone; ATP hydrolysis activity; ATP binding. NCBI's taxonomy places the organism in Eukaryota, Metazoa, Arthropoda, Branchiopoda, Diplostraca, Daphniidae.
AAUAAUCGAUAUAGCCUCUCGUGCUAGUCAUGCAUUUUCUGGGGUCUUCUGCUAUUCUCCGUUCCGUAAAAAAGUCCAACGUGCAGAACCGGUGUGCCGAUUGUUCCUACACAUAAUUUCUAGCAAAAAUGCAACCACAGAUCAUCCUGUUGAAGGAGGGGACUGAAGCUUCUCAAGGAAGAUCCCAGAUCAUUUCAAAUAUCAAUGCCUGCCAGGCUAUUGUCGACUGUGUUCGAACAACUCUUGGCCCCAGGGGCAUGGACAAAUUGAUGGUUGAUAUGGGUGGGAAAGCCACAAUCUCCAACGAUGGAGCAACUAUCAUGAAGCUACUUGACGUUGUUCACCCAGCAGCCAAAACUCUGGUUGACAUUGCAAAGUCUCAAGAUGCGGAAGUGGGAGAUGGUACCACCAGUGUGGUCAUCUUGGCUGGAGAAUUUCUCAAGCAAAUGAAACCAUUUGUCGAGGAAGGUGUUCACUCCCAAAUCAUCAUUCGCGGUGUCCGUAGGGCUACACAGCUAGCAGUUCAAUUCAUCAAUGAAAUUGCUGAGAAGCCCAAGAAAGAUGAUGAAACAGAACUGAGACAGUUGCUUGAGAAAUGUGCUGCUACCGCUAUGGGCUCUAAGCUGAUCAACCAACAGAAAGAUUUCUUCUCCAAGAUGGUUGUCGAUGCUGUCCUGAUGCUUGAUGAUCUGCUUCCCCUCAACAUGAUUGGCAUCAAGAAAGUACCUGGUGGAGCGUUGGAAGACACACUCCUUGUUGCUGGUGUUGCCUUCAAGAAAACCUUCUCAUACGCUGGUUUUGAAAUGCAGCCCAAACAGUACACUGAUCCCAAAAUUGCUCUGCUCAACAUUGAGCUGGAGCUCAAGGCUGAACGCGACAAUGCCGAAGUUCGUCUCGAGAACGUCGAGGAAUAUCAAAAAGUCGUCGAUGCCGAAUGGACCAUUUUGUACGACAAACUGGAGAAACUUCAUUUGAGCGGUGCUAAAGUUGUCCUUUCCAAACUUCCAAUUGGAGACGUCGCCACCCAGUAUUUCGCCGACCGUGACAUGUUCUGCGCCGGCCGUGUUCCCGAUGAAGAUCUUAAACGUACCAUGAAAGCUUGCGGUGGUUCAAUUCUGACGACUGUGGCUGAUCUCGGCGACUCCGUCCUCGGAACCUGUCAACAUUUCGAAGAGAGUCAAAUCGGCGGUGACAGGUUCAACCUUUUCAAAGGUUGCCCUCAAGCCAAAACUUGCACCAUCAUCAUUCGUGGUGGAGCUGAACAGUUUAUGGAAGAAACUGAACGAUCCCUUCACGAUGCCAUCAUGAUUGUCCGUCGAGCCAAGAAGAACGACGCCGUUGUUGCUGGUGGUGGAGCUAUUGAAAUGGAAUUGUCCAAACAUCUCCGCGACGUUUCCCGCACGAUCGCCGGCAAAGAGCAGAUGCUCAUCAGCGCCAUCGCUCGAGCCCUAGAGGUCAUUCCACGGCAGCUAUGUGAUAACGCUGGAUUCGAUUCGACCAACAUUUUGAACAAGUUGAGGCAGAAACAUGCCCAAGGUAACCGCUGGAUGGGAGUUGACAUUUUGAACGAAGAUGUGGCAGACAACAUGGAGAAGUGUGUCUGGGAACCGUCACUAGUGAAGAUCAACGCAUUGAGUGCUGCAUCCGAAGCGACGUGUCUUAUUCUCUCGGUGGACGAAACCAUCAAGAACCCGAAAUCCGGUGAAGGUCCAGCUCCUCCCGGCCGUGGCCGUCGUUAAGCAAACUCGUCCUUUCGAAAAAAAAUAAUCGCUUUUUGGAUCAAAAUAAAGCACAUUUUUUUUUCCCCGUUCACCUCACUUGUCUUUUGCUUGCUACUUCCUCCUCUUUUGGAUGUCAUUGAUGAAAGCGCUUGAAUAAUAAAUAGCAACACUCCUCACACUA